Messenger RNA from Salpingoeca rosetta, 267 nucleotides. RefSeq lists its product as uncharacterized. Lineage: Eukaryota; Choanoflagellata; Craspedida; Salpingoecidae. The record is from RefSeq and is a predicted model, not a curated record. Bases 1 to 267 code for a protein of 88 amino acids. The transcript has 2 exons.
AUGGCCAGGCACGCGAAUCGCACGGCCAGCAAGAGAGCAAGAGGACGACGGCAUGGAACACGCAUCAUUGUUAUCAUAUCCAGCGCACGAACAGAUGAGCGGAGAGACAAUGAAGAGGGCGAAGGCGAGGGCAAGAGCAAGGCGGACGCCAGCACGCGGGAGACAUCCGUUCCGGCGCAGUUCCACGAGUUUGUUGGUUGGAGCGUCCAGACCCAACGGACCGACAGGAAGGAUGGCGACCUCAUCCGGGUCCAGAAGAACGCGUGA